Molecule: messenger RNA, 1789 nt
Organism: Loxodonta africana (African savanna elephant)
Lineage: Eukaryota; Metazoa; Chordata; Mammalia; Proboscidea; Elephantidae
Gene: EIF3J
Product: eukaryotic translation initiation factor 3 subunit J
Exons: 8
Coding region: 16-816 (266 amino acids)
Cellular component (GO): eukaryotic translation initiation factor 3 complex; cytoplasm
Molecular function (GO): translation initiation factor activity
Source: RefSeq, a predicted model, not a curated record
CACACCCGGCCCGAGAUGGCGUCGGCGACGGCGGCGGCGUCGGCGGCGGCGGCGGCGGCGGCGGGGGACUCCGAUUCCUGGGACGCGGACGCGUUCUCCGUGGAGGACCCGGUGCGGAAGGUGGGGGGCGGCGGCACCGCCGGCGGGGACCGCUGGGAAGGCGAGGACGAGGACGAAGACGUCAAGGAUAACUGGGAUGAUGAUGAUGACGAAAAAAAAGAGGAAACUGAAGAAAAGCCAGAAGUCAAAGUUUCAGAAAAGAAAAAAAUAGCAGAGAAGAUCAAAGAGAAAGAACGGCAGCAAAAGAAAAGGCAAGAAGAAAUUAAAAAGAGGUUAGAAGAACCUGAAGAACCUAAAGUGCUAACACCAGAAGAACAAUUAGCAGAUAAACUGCGACUAAAGAAAUUACAGGAAGAGUCAGACCUUGAAUUAGCAAAAGAAACCUUCGGUGUUAAUAAUACAGUUUAUGGAAUAGAUGCUAUGAACCCAUCUUCAAGAGAUGACUUCACAGAGUUUGGAAAGUUACUAAAAGAUAAAAUUACACAAUAUGAAAAGUCACUAUAUUAUGCCAGCUUUUUGGAAGCCUUAGUUCGUGAUGUGUGUAUUUCAUUGGAAAUUGAUGACUUGAAAAAGAUUACCAAUUCAUUGACUGUGCUGUGCAGUGAAAAACAGAAGCAAGAAAAGCAAAGCAAAGCCAAAAAGAAGAAGAAAGGUGUGGUUCCCGGAGGGGGCUUGAAGGCCACCAUGAAAGACGACCUGGCAGACUACGGCGGUUAUGAUGGAGGAUACGUACAAGACUAUGAAGACUUCAUGUGACCGCGCUCUUCCCUGCUGUCUUCUUUCUGUUGCCCACAGUCCCGUCAACAUGUAGCACAACUUCUUUCCUUUCAGUUCUGCCAAAUGCUCCAAUCAGAAGUGCAGUAUCUUUGUGCCGGUUAUUUAACCCCUUGACUCUUAGGUGCUAACGUGCAAACGAGGGAACUUGGAUCUUGCUGCCAAGGGGUUAAAAUUGGGAACCUCAGUUGCUACUAAAUCAUAGUUUUAAAAUAAGUCCUAAUGAUGUCAUUGUUGCUGAUUCCACAGCAGCAGUCACUAAAUUGGAAACAAGGUCGCAACGUGACAAAAUUGUGUAGUGUUUACCAGCACCAUCCAGUAAUACAGCCUUAACCAUACCUCCUUGAACGACUUCAUAACUUGUCAAGAAAAGCAGUUUGCAGCAAGGGCAUGUGGCGUGCACCUAGUAUUAAAAUUGCUUUGUCUUAAAAUUGAGCGUGAGGAUUUUAAAAAUACCUUGUGAAGAAGACUGCUUAUCUCAGAGUGAAGAUACUGCGGCUGAAAAGCCACUAGUUUGAUACUUAAAAAUUAAAUGACCAAAACCCUCCAACUUCUGAAAGUGAAGAAGGUAAACCUCUCCAUUAUUGCGUUUCAGGUUGUGGAAUCUCGAGUGCAGAGACUGUCUAUUUAUCCGAAUAUUCCUGCUGAUGGAGGGCUCUGGCUGGGGGAGGGAGCUCCGCCCGUGGUAACCGCCUGCUCCGAGGGCUCUGGCUGGGGGAGGGAGCUCCGCCCGUGGUAACCGCCCGCUCGGAGGGUCUGGGCAGCGAGUCUCCUCUGUUCUCCUGGGCUGCGGCCGAACAGCGUUAACAGGGUUCUGGCAUUUUCCUUUAUAAAACAUGCUCAGCAAACUGCACCAGUUAACUACGGUUUGGUAAAUUGUUAUGUUAACAAUUAUGACAUCUGCAGUGUUUUAUAAAGCAACUAAUUUAAUAAAAUCACUAUUGUGAAAACUUAA